Molecule: messenger RNA, 441 nt
Organism: Verticillium alfalfae VaMs.102
Lineage: Eukaryota; Fungi; Ascomycota; Sordariomycetes; Glomerellales; Plectosphaerellaceae
Product: DNA-directed RNA polymerases I and III subunit RPAC2
Exons: 4
Coding region: 1-441 (146 amino acids)
Biological process (GO): DNA-templated transcription
Cellular component (GO): RNA polymerase III complex; RNA polymerase I complex
Molecular function (GO): protein dimerization activity; DNA binding; DNA-directed RNA polymerase activity
Source: RefSeq, a predicted model, not a curated record
AUGCCCGGAAGGACAGACGAGACCAGCGCCGACGUGCCCAUGGAGGACGGCGCCCCUCCCUCUCACCAGCCCACGGCGGAGGAUGAGUUUGCCAACGAUGGGCAGCAGGGCGAGGAGGACGAGGAGGAAGAAGAGGAGCUUGAGCAGCGCCUCCCGGGUUCCACCGACACGGCGGCCUCGUUUGAGUUCAAGGCUGAGGGACACACCCUUGGCAACGCCCUGAGAUACAUCAUUAUGAAGAACCCCGAUGUUGAGUUCUGCGCCUACUCCAUUCCCCAUCCUUCCGAGGAUCUCAUGAAUAUCAGAAUCCAGACCUAUGAUGGCACUGCCGUAUCCGCGUUGUCAAAAGGCCUGAAGGAUCUGCAAGGGCUUUGCGACGUUAUGACUGAUGAGUUUACCCGGGAACGCGACUCUUUCGCCGUCGACAAGAUGGAGUCAUGA